Messenger RNA from Rotaria sp. Silwood2, 418 nucleotides. The record is from the annotation of a GenBank genome assembly. Lineage: Eukaryota; Metazoa; Rotifera; Eurotatoria; Philodinida; Philodinidae.
AUUCUAAUAAUUUAUUUAUCAAUUAAUUUAAUUGAAUUUGUUUUUGUUUAUUUAAGCAUUAGAACCAGUUAAAAAUCUUCGAAUAAUUUUUCUUUCACCAAUAUUAAAAGAAAUUCAAGUUGAUUUUGAUCGACCAUAUGGAUGUUUUGAUCGAUUUAUUUUAAUUUGUGAAACAAUACCGUUAAAACAACGUCGAGUAUUUGUUAAUUCAACUGUUUGUACGGAUUUAAUACCUAAUGAAUUUUAUCGAAUAUAUGUUGAAACAAAACAAACUGAAUUGGAAACAGUUGUAUCAAAUGUUAUUGAAACUCGAUUUGAGUUAACUUCAAAUGUUAAUAAUGAAAUAACGAAAAAAGAAUCUAAUCUUCAAUCUGUUAUUAUUCCUUGUGUGAUCGCUAUUUUAUUCGAAUGGGUCUAA